Messenger RNA from Malassezia globosa CBS 7966, 3156 nucleotides. RefSeq lists its product as uncharacterized. Gene Ontology annotation, biological process: protein import into nucleus; nuclear pore organization. The transcript has a single exon. Gene Ontology annotation, molecular function: structural constituent of nuclear pore. The record is from RefSeq and is a predicted model, not a curated record. Gene Ontology annotation, cellular component: nuclear pore transmembrane ring. Bases 1 to 3156 code for a protein of 1051 amino acids. Lineage: Eukaryota; Fungi; Basidiomycota; Malasseziomycetes; Malasseziales; Malasseziaceae.
AUGUGUCUGGGCGAGAAUGUGCGAGAAGUACACAUUCCCGUCGUGUUCAACCAGACCGUGCCUGCUUCACUGACUUAUUCCAUCACAGACCCUGUCUCAGGUCACAAGAGUGUACAUACAAUCAAACAUCCCAAGACUAGUGCGCAGACACGCGCACGAGCUCCUGGCACUGAGGCCCAAGAGCCCGAUGUGCCGCGUGGUGCACAUGUGCUUUCGCUGGCGGAGCGCAAACGUGCACGGCAGGCAGCAAAGCAAAGAGCCUCGGACAUGCCGGUUGAAACUGUGCAUGAUUUGCGCAUCACGCACACGGGCAUCCUGCAGCUGGAAUCCGUCGUCGACCGGCAGGCCAACGAAGCGCUCGUCGGGCCAGAGACCGUCACGCUCGUUGAAUGUCCGCGAGCAUCAUUCGUACAUGGCGCAUCAGAUUACUGCAUGGGCGAGGAGGCACUCGUUGAGGUCAUGCUGCAUGGCACGCCGCCGCUCUCGCUUGAGUAUGAGCUGCUCCGCGGCUCAGAGCCGCGAAAACAGAUCCAACAUCAACACACACUCCUACAUCAUUCGCCCCACAUGCCCGCGACCAUUGCUCUGGGUCUGCCGUUGCCCGGCACACAGACUGUGCGUCUGAAGCGCGUGAGGGAUGCAUGCGGGAAUGCAGCAGCGCUUCAGGAUGCCUACGAUGUGCAAGUGCAUGCGCAGGCGCAAGUGCACUUUGAUCCCAUGCAGUGUGUGCCUGGGCGACCGCUGAAGCUCCUGCGGACUAGCCCAGGCCUCGAUGUGCGUGUGCAACUGCAGCAAGCAGGGCCCUCAGACGCUUGGGAUGUGCAGGUGGUCCACAGGCCCGACGGUAAUGCGACAACGACGUGGAAGACACUUGCGUCUGCCGGUGGUCGCAGCCGUCAAGACGUUUGGACGCUCGAGCGGGGCACGCACACGAAGCGCCUCGAUCAGACAGGGCUAUAUACGAUUGAGGGCUUGUCGUCCCAGUUUUGUGCGGGCCAAGUCGGCUCACCGUGGACGUGUGAGGUGGUGGACGUGCCGUUGCCACGAGCAUCGAUCCAUUUCGAGAGCAUCGAAGACCCGUGUGCAGGCACCGUGGGAGUCAAGGCUCUAUCGGAUCUUGAGGGUGAGCCGCCAUUCCGCCUGGUGUACGAGACGCAACGUGCCGGCCAAGCACCCCGACGGCACGAGCGCGUGGUGCGUGACCAGACGCGCGAUGAGCUUGAGUUCUGGCCUAAUAUGGAGGGCCUCGUCACUUACCGAUUCCUCGAGCUGAAUGAUGCCAAUUACCAGCAUGUGCCUCUCGACGGGCCCUCAUUCACGCAAAUCGCACAUCCACUUGCCUCCGCGUCGUUUGUUGGUGCGAACAGCGAUCAGGAUGCGGUCGUCAGCAGCUGCGGUGAACCGACCGUGCAAGCGGAUGUGGCCUUCUCAGGCACCGGCCCCUACUCGCUUGAAUACUCGACGCGUGGUGGAGCCGGCGGCGAGCCUGUGUACUGGCAUGUCGACAACAUCGAAGAAGCGCGGACGACACUGAAUUUGACACUCCCGCCAAAUCACCAGGGACGUGCUACCGUCUCGCUCCUCCGCCUUCGUGAUGGCAAGGGCUGUGAGCGUCGACUUGCCACGCGCGACUUGCGUGUGGAUGUGCGUCGACCGAACGCCGCCGUGGGCUUCGCACGGCAGCAUGCGGUUGUGCAGGAACACACGUACGCAGACCUGCCUCUUCGGCUCAAAGGUACGCCACCAUGGUUCAUCUCCUACACACUUGAUCAUGGGCGCGAGAAUGGCACAGCCACGUUGCACGAUGCAAACGAAGCACUGCGCGUAAGUGAGCCUGGCUCCUACACCAUUACUGGCGUGCGUGACGCACAUUGCGCCGGCAGUGUACUUCCGCAGCAGGAGACAGCCGAGGUCGUGAUGCGCCCGCGGCCACACGCAUUCUUCGUCGACACUACACAACCCAAUGGGCUUAAAAGCGGAGUCGUGAGUCUGCCGCCCGUGUGUGUGUCGACGCCUUACACAGCCACGAUCGCGCUGCAAGGACAGCCGCCCGUUGAGGUCAAGUAUCAGCAGACGACCCUGGCCGACAGUGGCACAACACUGACUCGUGGCAACACACUUUCCAGCUCAGAACCUAACGCGUCUGUGCCGCUGAAGACGAAUGUCCCUGGCUGGUUCUCGUACAACAUCGUGAGCAUCAGCGACGCUUUCUAUCCACAUACAGCUGCUGCGGCGCCUGCCCUGCUUGAGUACCGCGUCUGGCCGCGGCCAGACGCCAAGUUCGUUCACGACGAGCCUCAGCGCAUCACAGCCUGUGUGGGUGGCACGUGGGAGCGGAGGCCGAUACUGCACCUCUUCGGCACGCCACCCUUCCAAGUAGACAUGGUCCUCCGGCCCGUGCAUAUCGAGGGUCAGGCAGCCCCCACACGCUUCGCUCAGACCGUGCACGAGUCCACAUGGCAUGUGAUGCCACCCACCGUUAUGAGCGUGCCAGGGACAUGGGAAUUACGUGUGGAGCGUGUGCAAGAUGCCCAUUGUGUCAAUGAAGCGGCCACAGCGUCAGUGCUGGUCGACGUGGUGGAAAGCGCCGGCGUCGUUCCCGUGACAAACCGCAUGCACUACUGUGUAGGCGAACGCAUGGACUUUGUACUGCAGGGAAUGUCGCCAUGGACUGUGGAGUACACAUUCCUAGGUAGGACGUCGCAUGUGACUGCGCGGAAGGCCGAGUUCUGGCGCUUGGCUGACCGACCUGGCGUGCUGUCGGUGCUCGGCGCCGCGCAUGGCUCAAAUACGUGUCGCAAGACACACGCCCCGAUUGAACGCAUCGUUCAUGCACUCCCUAGCGCACACGUGUCGGCAGGCGCAAAUCUUGUCGAGUCACUGCGUGAAGGUGGUCAUGCCGAAAUCGUGUUCACCCUCGAGGGCGAGCCGCCGUUCUCAUUCACGUACCAACGGACAGAGCCAGCCGAUACGCAUGCUCGGCCCAAGGUCCUGGAGACGCAUACUGUCAAUCAGUGGCAGGCGAAUGAGUAUCGCGUGCCAACGUCACAAGAAGGCACCUGGUCCGUCGUGUGGAUGCAAGACCGUUGGUGCCAAGUGUCUUUGGGUGAGGUGAGUGGACCAGCGUCCUGGAGCGUUUCGCAUGAGUCUGUAUAA